AUGAAGGAUGUGGACGAGGUCAAGACCAAGGCGUCCAUCAUCAGCUUGGUCGGGUACUGGGGCAAGAACUGGAAGAAGUGCUCAUCUGGACACCUCUACCUCGUCGAUGCAUGUGGCGACCCUCAUGGCGAGACUGGCAAAUGCAUCGAUUGCAAGGUCAAGGUUGGAAAGGGAGACAGCAAUGCAGUCACAUACUAG
Molecule: messenger RNA, 198 nt
Organism: Acytostelium subglobosum LB1
Lineage: Eukaryota; Evosea; Eumycetozoa; Acytosteliales; Acytosteliaceae
Exons: 1
Coding region: 1-198 (65 amino acids)
Source: RefSeq, a predicted model, not a curated record